This is a messenger RNA of Trichomycterus rosablanca, 1326 nucleotides long. RefSeq names its product cholecystokinin B receptor a (gene cckbra). Gene Ontology annotation, biological process: neuropeptide signaling pathway. The record is from RefSeq and is a predicted model, not a curated record. Gene Ontology annotation, molecular function: neuropeptide receptor activity; gastrin receptor activity. Gene Ontology annotation, cellular component: plasma membrane. The coding region runs from base 1 to 1326 and encodes 441 amino acids. The transcript has 5 exons. NCBI's taxonomy places the organism in Eukaryota, Metazoa, Chordata, Actinopteri, Siluriformes, Trichomycteridae.
AUGGAUUCCCAGCGAGCGAAUGAAAGUCAUGUUUCAUUACUGGAGUGUGUGAAAGGUCCGUUUGCUUCGUCGUUAAACCUCUCCAGCAUGGACAUGAACUCCACCUGUAGCAACGCAUCAGUUCUCACCAAACUUCAACCUGCACGAUCCAAAGAAAUGUACUCGCUGCGGAUCCUCCUCUACUCCCUGAUCUUCCUCCUGAGCGUGUUCGGCAACCUGCUGAUCAUCGUGGUGCUGAUCGUGAACAAGCGCAUGCGCACGGUCACAAACUCCUUCCUGCUCUCUCUGGCCGUCAGUGACCUCAUGAUGGCCGUCUUCUGCAUGCCCUUCACACUCAUCCCCAAUCUGCUGGAGGAUUUCAUCUUCGGAGCCGUUAUGUGCAAGACCGUUGCCUAUUUCAUGGGUAUCUCCGUCAGCAUUUCCACCUUCAGUCUGGUUGCCAUAGCGAUCGAGAGGUACAGCGCCAUCUGCAAUCCGCUGAAGUCCCGUGCAUGGCAGACACGCUCCCAUGCCUACAAAGUCAUCACCGCUACCUGGGUUGUGUCGGUUAGCAUCAUGGUACCGUACCCUGUGUUCAGCACGCUGGUGCCCUUCAAAAAACCGGGCAACACGACCGCUCACAUGUGCCGCCCGGACUGGCCCAUGAGUCAAGUGGAACAGAUCUGGUACGUCCUGCUGCUGUUUAUACUGUUCUUCAUUCCCGGCGUGGUAAUGACUAUUGCCUAUGGUCUUAUCACCAGAGAGCUGUACAGAGGAAUUGAGUUCAAACUGGAGCAGAAAAAAGACAGUCGAGCGGUGAAGAACGGUCUGAACGGCACUGCAUCACAUGGCCAAGAUGACAACGAUGGCUGCUACAUCCAGGUCCAGAAGAAGACCUCCGCCAUGGAGCUGUCCACUGUCAGCGCCUCAGCCUCCUCAGAGUCGGACCAGCCUCGCAGCAACACCUCCAGCGCCAAGCUCCAGGCCAAGAAGCGCGUGAUCCGCAUGCUGAUCAUCAUCGUCGCCAUGUUCUUCAUCUGCUGGAUGCCACUGUAUUCCGCCAACACAUGGAAGGCGUUCGACCAGAAAUCGGCCCAGCAGGCUCUCUCCGGAGCGCCCAUCUCCUUCAUCCAGCUGCUGUCGUACACAUCGGCUUGCGUCAACCCCAUCAUCUACUGCUUCAUGAAUAAGCGCUUUCGUAAGGCGCUGCUGGCCACCUUCACUUGUUGCGUCGUUCCGUGCCGCAAGCGUAGGAGGAGGGAGGGUGACGACGAGCUCACCGGAGCUACGGCUGCGUCUAUGUCCAAAUUUAGCUACACCACUGUUAGCACGGUAGGGCAGUGUUAA